Molecule: messenger RNA, 1033 nt
Organism: Suricata suricatta (meerkat)
Lineage: Eukaryota; Metazoa; Chordata; Mammalia; Carnivora; Herpestidae
Exons: 3
Coding region: 1-771 (256 amino acids)
Source: RefSeq, a predicted model, not a curated record
AUGCUAAGUAAGCCAUGCUGGCUUCACCCCCACCUGUCUGGGCACCUGGCCAAGUGUCCUCUCACCUUGCGGGCACUGUUCUCCCCUGGCUGCCCAGUUCCCCUCUCUGCCGUCCCUCAGGGUAGGCUGGGGAGGAAUGGUCAACAGCACAGUUUGAACCCUGCCCACUCACCAACGUCUCUGCUGUUUGUUGUGGCAACUGGGCUGGGGAGCACGGGGCAAGACGCCUGGAGGUCUGCUUCCCUGUGGGCUCGUAGGGUCCUUAGUCAGGAAGCUCCUGAGUUGUUCUGGACCACAGCGGGGGCAGCAGACUGGAAACCUCCUGACCGGUGCCUGGUGGGAAGGAAGAAAGGCAAGCGAAGUCAGAGACCCAGGUGCACAGGGAGUAGGAGCAGCUGGGGGGAGGAGCACAUCCCUCAGAGAGGCCGUGUGGAAAUGUGGAAACGUCCCAAGGACAAAAGGGAGCUUCUGCGGAAAGCUGAUCCCAGAGUGCCAGCCCCAUCUGUAUCCAGCUGUUCCUGGAGAUCCGUUUGGCCACGGGAUCAAGUGGGAGCCACAUCAGGACGGUGUUCCUGUGAGAGAUGGUUUCCGCACCUCCCAUGGGCUAAGCCAGUCAGUCCUGGCAGAAUUUCUCUUGAAAGUUCAGUCCCUCUGCCGCCACUCACCUCAACGAUUCUCCUACCCUGUCUCACGUGCAGCCAGCAAGAGGAGCCCCCUCGCCUGCUGCCCCUCUUGUGUCUCAAGCCCAUGGCCUGUCUGGUGUCCAUGUGAGGCCUGGCUGUCCCACCACAGGACUCUUCUGCCCAGCUGGCUACGCAACUCUUGGCUAUAACCCUUCUCAACUCAACCUGCACCAAGGCCUGCUUCUAAAAGGAACUGAAGUCACUCACAAGAAAAUGCGAAAUUAAGCUAGUGAAUAUUUAAAAAUUAAAAGUGUAUAAAAGCUGAUAAUAUAUGCAAAACGGUUUUCUACACUAAUUUUGUAUCAAGCGGUACAGAUGGAAAAGAGUUUCCUGACACUCAUGAUAAAAAA